This is a messenger RNA of Blepharisma stoltei, 495 nucleotides long. The record is from the annotation of a GenBank genome assembly. NCBI's taxonomy places the organism in Eukaryota, Ciliophora, Heterotrichea, Heterotrichida, Blepharismidae.
AUGAAAGACUCACCGAUUUUUUUCCAAAUUAACACGACACAAAACGAUUCCACUGAAAAUGACAUGAGAGGAGGUUCCUCGUUAGGUGACCUCCCUUCAAAAUUUUCAAAGACUUCUUCAAAGUAUGUUAUCCAACCAAAAUCAAGUAGCAAAAGAAAUAAAUCCAAUAAAGGGUGUGCUGUUUUGCCAUAUAACGAGAUCCAUAACCAAGUAAUUGAUGAAGAUAUCGAAGAAGAACGCAAAUUCAAUCAUGCAGAAACAGUAAGAGCGAAGCCAAAUGAUACUAUAUUCAAUGAAUUAAUUAACAGAAGCAAAACAAUGACAGAUCGCCAAGAAAACAAUAAGAGGAAUGUAAAAGUAUGCAAAUGCAAGAGAUGUGGCAGGCUUUCUUUCAUUGAAAAUGAUGUCUGCUUUUACUGUCACCGCUCAGCAAGCUCAAACUGGAAGUCAUUAGUUUUUUCAUCAAUUAUUUGCUGCUGCUGGUGCGCAAGCUAG